Messenger RNA from Ascochyta rabiei, 408 nucleotides. Its product is annotated as U6 snRNP-associated protein Lsm7. The record is from RefSeq and is a predicted model, not a curated record. NCBI's taxonomy places the organism in Eukaryota, Fungi, Ascomycota, Dothideomycetes, Pleosporales, Didymellaceae. The coding region runs from base 1 to 408 and encodes 135 amino acids. Gene Ontology annotation, molecular function: RNA binding. Gene Ontology annotation, biological process: nuclear-transcribed mRNA catabolic process; mRNA splicing, via spliceosome. Gene Ontology annotation, cellular component: U6 snRNP; spliceosomal tri-snRNP complex; U12-type spliceosomal complex. The transcript has 3 exons.
AUGUCUGAACGCGGCGCAUUCCGGGGACGCGGCGGAGGUGGAGGAAGGGGCGACCACCGCGGUGGACGCGGCGGUGGAAGAGGCGGCGCACACGCUGGAAAUGCAGCGGGGCAGCAGCAGACAGAGAGGCCGAAGAAAGAGAAUAUCCUGGACCUGAGCAAGUACAUGGACAAGCAGAUCACCGUCAAGUUCAGCGGUGGGCGAGAAGUCAUUGGAACGCUAAAGGGCUACGACCAGCUGAUGAACCUCGUGCUGGAUGAGGUCAAGGAGGCCAUGACGGAUGACGAAGGCAACGUACGAUACCGCAAGCUCGGCCUCAUCGUCGCGCGUGGCACCCUCCUCGUCGUCAUCUCGCCUAUCGACGGCAGCGAAGAGAUUGCCAACCCUUUCAUACAAGAAGACGAAUGA